GAACAGGUCCCAAAGGAUCUUGGCCACUGUGUGGACUGUGUGGCUAUGGCUCCAGAACAGCUGGAGAGAGGAGGGGCCCAACACAAGGUCUGAACAGGGCCCUCCGGGGGCUGAGUGUGAAUAGACUACAGGCAGUUUCUGAAAGGGAAGGCAGGACUUGAGUGGGGCUGCCAGGGUCCCUGAGGCUUUAGGCCUGUGGAGUUUGAGUUCCAGUCAUCUGAGCCAGAAACAGGACUGGGUGGAGAUCAGCCAAGGUCCCAGCUGGGCCACCGCACACCCAACCCAGGAGCUCUGGCCCGGGGCUGUGGUUUGACUUCUGAUGGGACAUCAGGGGAACUGGAAAUGCAGAGGAGGGCUGUAGCAGUGAAGAUAGGUGGAGCCCCAGCCUUGGGCUCACACUGCCCUCCCCUGGGCACAAAGAGGCCCCAUGGAGCUCUGGGGAUGGAGCCUUUGGGGACAGAAAAGGGCAGAUGGAAAACCAUUGUCCUGAGAGUACCAACUUGGAGCAGUGCUGAGGCAGGAGGGUUAGAGAGUCCUCUUGGGACAGGGGAGGGCCUGGCAUGGGUGACAGCGUGCCUGCCCUGCCCAUGUGCUACUUCAAAUUCUGAUCUCAUUCACCUUGGGCUGGGCUCUGGGCCUUUGCUCCCCUGGAGGCUUCCCAGACAGAAGUGAGGCCCUCAUAGGCUGUCUGAGGAGUGAAUGGAAAGAGGAAGGGGUGAAGGGGCUGUCUGCCAUCUGACUAUGCAAAUGACCUCUGACUCAUUGCACACCACCUGCCCUCCCCACAGUGGGGUGGGGGCGAGGGAGAGAGCUAUAGGGCACAAAGUCUCACUUCCUCUCUUCUCUGUGGGACCCCGAGUGUGGAUAUCCUUCUCUAUAACUGCUGCCCGGUCUGUGGACAGACUCUCGGGAGAGGCCUCCAGGUCCCAACAUGGGCUCCCACUGCAGGCCCCUGCACCCCCUGUCUCUCCUGGUACAGGCUGCAGCACUAGCAGAGGCCCUGGCCCUAGGUGCCCUGCCUGCCUUCCUGCCCUGUGAGCUCCAGCCCCAUGGCCUGGUGAAUUGCAACUGGCUGUUCCUGAAGUCCGUGCCCCGCUUCUCCCCAGCGGCGCCCCGUGGCAAUGUCACCAGCCUUUCCUUGCUCUCCAACCGCAUCCACCAUCUGCACAACUACGACUUCACCCACUUUACCAGCCUGCGGCGACUCAACCUCAAAUGGAAUUGCCCACCGAUCAGCCUCAGCCCCAUGCACUAUCCCUGCCACAUGACCAUCGAGCCCAACACCUUCCUGGCCCUCCCCACCCUGGAAGAGCUGAACCUGAGUUACAACAGCAUCACCUCGGUGCCUGCCCUGCCCAGCUCCCUGGUGAACCUGACCUUGAGCCACACCAACAUCCUGGUCCUAGACUCCACCAGUCUCUCUGGCCUACGUGCUCUACGCUUCCUUUUCAUGGAUGGCAACUGCUACUACAAGAACCCCUGCAAUCGGGCACUGGAGGUGGCCCCGGGCGCCCUCCUCGGCCUGCGUAACCUCACUCACCUGUCACUCAAGUACAACAACCUCACAGUGGUGCCUCGUAAUCUGCCCCCCAGCCUGGAGUAUCUGCUGUUGUCUUACAACCACAUUGUCAAUCUGACACCUGGGGACCUGGCCAAUCUGACUGAACUGCGUGUUCUUGAUGUGGGUGGGAAUUGUCGCCGCUGUGACCACGCUCGCAACCCCUGUGUGGAGUGUCCUCUGCAUUCUCUCCAUCUGCACCCUAAUACCUUCAGCCACCUGAUCCACCUUGAAGGCCUGGUGUUGAAGGACAGUUCUCUCUACACACUGAACUCCAUGUGGUUCCAAGGUCUGAGCAACCUCUCGGUGCUGGACCUGAGUGAGAACUUCCUCUACGAGUGUAUCACCAAAACCUUAGCCUUCCAGGGCAUGGCACGGCUUAGCAAGCUCAAUCUGUCCUUCAAUUACCGCAAAAGAGUGUCCUUUGCCCAGCUGCGGCUGGCGCCCUCCUUCGGGAGCCUGAUGUCAUUGCAGGAGCUGAACAUGAACGGUAUCUUCUUCCGCUCGCUCAACGAGAAAACGCUCAAGCCGCUGGCGCAUCUGCCCCUGCUCAGGACUCUGAGUCUGCAGAUGAACUUCAUCAACCAGGCCCAGCUCAGCAUCUUCGGCCCCUUCCCCGGCCUGCGCCUGGUGGACCUGUCAGACAACCGCAUCAGCGGAGCGUCAAAGAUGGCGGCCUCCACUGGGGAGCCAGAUGGCGAGGAGCAGGUGCGGCUGUGGUCUGGCGAGCUUACUCCAGCCCCACUAGACAUCCCAAGCUCUAAAGAUUUCAUGCCCAACUGCAAGAGCUUCAAGUUCACCUUGGAUCUGUCUCGGAACAACCUGGUCACCAUUCAGCCAGAGAUGUUUGUCAACCUCUCACGCCUCCAGUGCCUGAGCCUGAGUCAUAACAGCAUCGCACAGGCUGUCAAUGGUUCCCAGUUCCUGCCACUGACCAGUCUGCGGGUUCUGGACCUGUCCUAUAACAAGCUAGACCUGUACCAUGGGCGCUCAUUCACAGAGCUGCCGCGACUGGAAGCCCUGGACCUCAGCUAUAACAGCCAGGCCUUUGGCAUGCAGGGUGUGGGUCACAACCUCAGCUUUGUAGCCCAGCUGCCCACCCUGCGUCACCUCAGCCUGGCGCACAAUGGCAUUCACAGCCGGGUGUCCCCACAGCUCUGCAGCACCUCGCUGCAAUCCUUGGACUUCAGCGGCAAUGCCGUGAGCCGGAUGUGGGCUGAAGGGGACCUCUACCUCCACUUCUUCCAAGGCCUGAGAGGCCUGCUCCGCUUGGACCUGUCCCAGAACCGCCUGCACACGCUCCUGCCCCGUACGCUGGACAGCCUCCCCAAGAGCCUACAGCUUCUGUAUCUCCGUGAUAAUUAUCUGGCCUUCUUCAACUGGAGUGGCCUGGCCCUCCUGCCCAACCUGGAAGCCCUGGACCUGGCAGGAAACCAGCUGAAGGCCUUGUCUAAUGGCAGCCUACCCAAUGGCACACGGCUCCAAAGACUGGAUGUCAGCAGCAACAGCAUCAGCUCAGUGGCACCAGGCUUUUUUGUCCUGGCUUUGGAACUGCGAGAACUCAACCUCAGCAGCAAUGAUCUCAAGACGCUUGAGCCCUCCUGGUUUGGGCCCCUGGCCGGAGCCCUGAAAAUACUCGACGUGCGUGCCAACCCCCUGCAUUGCGCCUGUGGGGCGGCUUUCGUGGACUUCCUACUGGAGGUCCAAACUGCUGUGCCUGGCCUGCCCAGCCAAGUGAGGUGUGGCAGCCCGGGCCAGCUGCAGGACCGGAGCAUCUUCGAGCAGGACCUGCGCCUCUGCCUAGAUGAGGCCCUCUCUUGGGACUGCUUUGGCGUCUCCCUGCUGGCUGUGGCUCUGGCCCUGGUUGUGCCUGUGCUGCAGCAUCUCUGUGGCUGGGACCUCUGGUACUGCUUCCACCUGUGCCUGGCUUGGCUUCCCCGGCGGGGACGGUGCAGUGCCCGUGUCCUGCCCUAUGAUGCCUUUGUGGUCUUUGACAAGGCACAGAGUGCAGUGGCCGACUGGGUGUACAAUGAACUACGGGUUCGGCUAGAGGAGCGCCACGGGCGCCGCGCGCUGCACCUGUGCCUGGAGGAGAGGGACUGGCUGCCCGGCAAGACACUCUUUGAGAACCUCUGGGCCUCCAUCUACAGCAGCCGCAAGACACUCUUUGUGCUGGCCCACACGGACCGGGUCAGCGGUCUCUUGAGGACCAGCUUCCUGCUGGCCCAGCAGCGCCUGCUGGAGGACCGCAAGGACGUCGUGGUGCUGGUGAUCCUGCGGCCCGAUGCUCACCGCUCCCGCUAUGUGCGGUUGCGCCAGCGCCUCUGUCGCCAGAGUGUCCUCUUCUGGCCCCACCAGCCCAGUGGUCAGGGCAGCUUCUGGGCCCAACUGGUCAUAGCCCUGACCAGGGACAACCGCCACUUCUACAACAGAAACUUCUGCCAGGGACCCACGGCUGAAUAG
Castor canadensis (American beaver) is the source of this 4021-nucleotide messenger RNA. RefSeq names its product toll like receptor 9 (gene Tlr9). Gene Ontology annotation, biological process: positive regulation of interleukin-6 production; defense response to virus; toll-like receptor signaling pathway. Gene Ontology annotation, cellular component: plasma membrane. NCBI's taxonomy places the organism in Eukaryota, Metazoa, Chordata, Mammalia, Rodentia, Castoridae. The record is from RefSeq and is a predicted model, not a curated record. Gene Ontology annotation, molecular function: protein binding; pattern recognition receptor activity.